UACCUUAAUUCCCUUGAAGCGGAGGGGAAAAGUAAAGAAAGCGGAGAAAAGGGUCGAAAAUGGCAACGGAUGCCUUUGAGGAGAUCGACUGCACAUGCUCUUACGGGAUGAAACUCAACUGGGACAUCAAUGAUCCCAAAAUGCCUCAAGAACCCAAACACUUUGAUCACUUUAGGGAAUGGCCAGAUGGUUAUGUGCGCUUCAUCUACCAAGGAGAUGAGAAGAAUGCUCAGAGACAUCUCAGUGGCUGGGCCAUGCGGAACACCAACAACCACAAUUGCCAGAUCCUCAAGAAGUCUUGCCUUGGAGUGGUGGUGUGUGCUGGGAGCUGUUACCUACCAGAUGGCUCAAGGCUGCAACUUCGCCCUGCCAUUUGUGAUAAAGCCAGGCAGAAGCAGCAAAAAAAAGCAUGUCCCAAUUGUAAUUCAGCUUUAGAGUUGAUACCUUGUCGAGGUCAUAGUGGCUAUCCAGUAACCAACUUCUGGAGGCUUGAUGGCAAGGCAAUAUUUUUCCAGGCCAAGGGAGUUCAUGAUCAUCCAAGACCAGAAAGCAAAUCUGAGACAGAAGCAAGAAGAAGUGCCAUUAAGAGACAAAUGUCAUCUUACCAGGCUCAAAAAAAGAGGAACACUGAGUCACAGAUUGAACAGUAUCAAGAUAGCAGUGGCCACUUCCUAAAUACAUUGUCCAGCUCAGAAAACCUAGAAAGCUUUGGUAUAUUUACAGAUACCAGCUUCCCUAUUCCAGCUCAGCCUUAUUCUUCCUUUCAAAAAUCUGAUCCUUACAAAGCUACCUUUGACCAAACCUGCUUUCAAGAUGACAUAAUUCCUCCCUUUCAAAAAUGUCCAAAUCCUAGAAUCUAUAUGCCUAGGCCAACUUGUGGCUAUGAAUUUGCAGUCCCCAAUUACAUAAACUCUAGCCCAUAUCCCAACCUCUACAAAGAUCCCAGUAAAAAACAUAGUGACACGGAUUGGACUUAUCUCAAUGGAUUGCAGUAUAAUGUCAAUUCCUUUAGUGUCCAUGACCGGAACUUGGAUGUCUCCAGUAAACAUCACAGAAGGAAAGCAAUUCUUGGGAAAACUGACUGUGGGGAGAGGAAUAAUCAUGGACAGUUCCAGGCUUCUACCACUCACCCUUAUUAUAAUUCGGAAUAUUCCUGUGCUUACCUACAGAGUCCCUCACCAGCAGCUCCUGCUCUACAGACAGUGAUCACCACCACCACUAAAGUAUCCUAUCAGGCCUAUAAAUCACCUAUUGCAAAAUAUAACAACAAUGUAUGUGAUGUGAAAAACCUUCAGAGCUGUAACCAUAUGUCAGAUCGAACCCCGAGGACCAUCUAUCCAGAGACCAAGAUUCAAGAUGACUGUCAAGAGGGCAAAUCCACUUUGACAUAUAUUGAGGAACCAAUUCCAACCAAGGGAGAAAGAGCAGAAGAAGCUUGGGAUGUGUAUCGAUGUGGGCUAGCCCCAGGAAACAAUUAUUCAGAUCAAGUAGGUCAACUAUUUAGAUAUGAGAAUGAGGACUUCUGAUGGAUAAUCAGAAGUUCAGCAAAACUGAUUUGUUCUGAGAGCAUAACCACACAUUUUGAAAAUGAUGAUUGCAAUAUUUUUGGGAUCCAUGAUUCCACUGGUGCAGACAUUCCCUCCUGCUUUGACAUAAAUUAUAACCCAUGCCUUAAUAGAUUGUUUCAGAAAUUGCUGAGACAAAAUUUUCCAUGAUUUUGUAGCCAGUCAUCUGAUCUGAUGGCAAAUCUUUUUGGAUUUAAAAAGACUUGCCCCUGGAAGAUAGUCAUUCAGUCCAGAUCCAUCCUCAAAGUCAAGGGAUAUUGGAAAGAGUGUUGGACUUGACUUAGCAGAGAAUUGGGUUAAAAUCCUAACUCAGUCACAUUUUAGCCAAUAUAGAUAAUCAAACCAAAAUGACAAAGAUGAUAAACAAUAAGGGUAUAAAUCAAAGAUAAUUAAUGGAGGACCUUAGAGCAGAACCCAAACCUUUGGACUCUAUCUUAUGCUUCUUCUAGAAGAUAGCAUUGGGUCAAUUGCAUAUAAUCUCAUUUUUCAUUUCUACAGAUGAUAUGUGACUUUAAGAAGAUUAUUUGUAUAUAUGUGAUAUCUACAUAUACAGAACAUUUACUGAG
This is a messenger RNA of Monodelphis domestica (gray short-tailed opossum), 2131 nucleotides long. It is a transcript of the gene GCM2, whose product is annotated as GCM transcription factor 2. Gene Ontology annotation, molecular function: RNA polymerase II cis-regulatory region sequence-specific DNA binding; DNA-binding transcription activator activity, RNA polymerase II-specific. NCBI's taxonomy places the organism in Eukaryota, Metazoa, Chordata, Mammalia, Didelphimorphia, Didelphidae. Gene Ontology annotation, cellular component: nucleus. Gene Ontology annotation, biological process: regulation of transcription by RNA polymerase II; gliogenesis. The record is from RefSeq and is a predicted model, not a curated record.